UUAUUUUGGAAAAAUGACAAGGAUUCGGUUUGCGGAAGGGAUCUCAACUUCCGGAAAGGAUUGUGUUUCGCGUAUCGAUAAACAAUUCACCUUCCUGGUUAGAACACUACCUUGUCAGGAGGAAAUUGAACCACCUCUACCGUCUGAAGCUGAAUACAGAGACUGUGAGUGGGUCAUCAGGCAGUCUCCCUAUGUCAGGCCGAAACGGGUCUGCAAGUGAUGCAGACUGCCGGAUCUCUGAGGACUGCCAUGUCCCAGAUGUUGAGUUGAUGGAGCUGGGGCCACUUCUGAAGGAGGGAGGGGGCCGACAAGCAGCAUCUAAAGGUGUCCAUCCAGAGGGAGCCACGAUGCUUGCUGAUGAGGAAGAGGAUGAUGAUGAGGUGGGAGAAGUGCUGACCUUACCACUCCAGGCUCACCAUGCCAUGGAGAAGAUGGAGGAGUUUGUACAUAAGGUGUGGGAGGGUCGUUGGAGGGUCAUCCCCUUUCAUGUCCUACCAGAGUGGCUUAAGGACAACGAUUACCUCCUGCAUGGACAUCGGCCUCCUAUGCCCUCUUUCCGGGCGUGUUUUGGAAGCAUCUUCAGAAUUCACACUGAGACAGGAAACAUCUGGACUCACCUGUUAGGGUUGAUUUUGUUCCUCUGUCUGGGCACGUUAACCAUGCUGCGGCCCAACAUCUAUUUUAUGGCCCCGCUGCAAGAGAAAGUGGUGUUUGGGAUGUUCUUCCUGGGUGCAGUGCUCUGCCUCAGCUUCUCCUGGCUUUUUCAUACAGUCUACUGCCACUCUGAGAAAGUGUCUCGCACCUUCUCCAAGCUUGACUACUCGGGCAUUGCCCUCCUCAUCAUGGGCUCCUUCGUGCCCUGGCUGUACUACUCGUUCUAUUGUUCCCCUCAGCCUCGACUUAUCUACCUCACCAUUGUAUGUGUUCUUGGCAUUGCUGCCAUCAUAGUGGCACAGUGGGACCGUUUCUCUACACCUCGUCACAGACCUACGAGAGCAGGAGUGUUCAUGGGUCUUGGACUGAGCGGCAUUGUUCCCACCAUGCACUUCACCAUUGAAGAGGGCUUUGUUAAGGCCACCACAGUCGGCCAGAUGGGUUGGUUUUACCUGAUGGGGGCCAUGUAUAUCACUGGUGCUGGUCUGUAUGCAGCCAGGAUCCCUGAGCGCUAUUUUCCUGGCAAGUGUGACAUCUGGUUCCAUUCUCAUCAGAUCUUUCAUGUCCUGGUCGUGGCAGCGGCGUUCAUUCAUUUCUAUGGGGUUUCCAACCUGCAGGAGUUCCGCUAUGGCCUUGAGGGAGGAUGCACAGACGACUCACUACUCUGAGGGGCCUGACUGUGACUUACUCAUACUUUUCUUUAUAGCCUCACGAACACCACACACACACACACACACACACACACACACACACACACACUUAAAAUGCUGCUGGAAUUCAAUAUAUAGUCACUUAUUGCUCCUUCUGUACUUCUGAUUUGCAAACAUCUUGCUUGGGUUUUGGUAGACUUUCUGUUUGGCUCUUUUUUGCUCCAGUAAAGUAGCAUUAACUAGCCAUUGAACUAUGGAGGGAAUCCUCAGCAGGCACUAUUUCUUUAGUUAUUGUUAAGCUUGAAGUCUGUGUUUUCAAGUAAGGUCAAAAUGGGAUUUUAACCAAAAUGCUAUAUUCUUGUAACUGAUGAUUACUUCUGUAAAGCUAACUAGUGGCCCAACCUCUCCAUAGUCUGUCACUGUUGCAUAAAGGGUACAGAGAGUAUUACAUGUGUGUAUGUGCAGAGGACACAUACUGUAAACCAUUCCUUUCCUCCUCACCAGUCUCCAUAGAGGUUAGAAGAUGAACGUACUGUCCAGCAGGAGUUGGUGUAGAGGUCGGUGUGGAGCAGAACAGGACCGGUUAGGUUGCUGAAGGGCCUGAGCACAUAUUCCUAUGAGGAUGAGGAAAGUAUACACGUUUUGUGUAUGGGUGUCACCAGAUGAUUUUUUUUUUAUUUUACUGACACUGAUUGCGAAGCUGUCUGUUAAAACAUGGAAGACCACCACAUGUCUGGUCUGCAAUAAAACAUGAUGUAUACUCUGAGGCCCAGUGAAUACUCUAAAAUUCCAACACAAUCUAAAAUACAGGAACAUACAGCUUAAAUCCUACCAGUGUGGUCUGUAGAUGUUGCUUAGUAAGACAAGCUGUAUUGCUAAUCAGAGGUCUUCCCAAAAUUAAAAGGCUGAAUACUUCAAGUGAAUAUUUCAGUUGAUUAACUUAACUUCACAUUGAAAAGUUCCUUUGCACUUUGAUGCACUGUUUUUAAUUGACAAAAGUUGCAAACAAAUGAUUUUUAAAUAACAUGAUGGCACAGACAAGCUGCGACUGUGCGAAGAUAUAUGAGCUCAGUUCAGGUUAGGCUGAGAUGCUUAAAUCGUUCAAGUUAAAGGAAUUUGUCGCCAUCAUUUUUCAGUCAGACAACACAUCAUUGAUUCAUUUCUAUUUCUAGAGUUCCUGGGCUGCGCACAAUGUACAGAUCAGGAUAACUGAAAAAAGUGUUUUGUCAGCUAGAGAACCUUUUUUUGUGUGUGCUAGAUUUCAGAUGCAACAAGAGGUGUAGAUAUCAAAUGCACCUUAGCAUAAACUAUUAAAUUCAAAACUUUAGAUUACAGUAUGGGGUUUAAAAUGUGUUAUGUAUGAUUGAUAUAAACUUUUAGUAUUCCUGUGCCUUAGGCCAAUGGAAAUGUUUUUAAGGAAACGGCCUAUCUUAACAGUAAAGGGAGCUUCACUGAUUCCAGAUGUUAACUUUUCUUGUUUUCCUUGCCAUAUAUACAAUCGAAUCACUAUUGAACUUACAAACCCAUCAAUAGGUUGUAUCAACUGCUGUUUAAGACUCCUUUUUCUAGAUCGACUUAUUCAAGCUUUAUUACAAAGACUAAAAGAACGUGUAUUCUUGAUUUUGUGUAACGUACUGUGUAGAAAGUGAUACAUCAUACAUUUCACUGAAAUGUAAACAUAAAUAUUUAUUAAUGGUAAUCUUGGAAAAUUAUUGGAAUAAAUUUUUUUCCACAUGUACAAA
Molecule: messenger RNA, 3046 nt
Organism: Scatophagus argus
Lineage: Eukaryota; Metazoa; Chordata; Actinopteri; Scatophagidae
Gene: adipor1a
Product: adiponectin receptor 1a
Exons: 8
Coding region: 192-1322 (376 amino acids)
Biological process (GO): adiponectin-activated signaling pathway
Cellular component (GO): plasma membrane
Molecular function (GO): signaling receptor activity
Source: RefSeq, a predicted model, not a curated record